AUGCGGCCCGUAGACCUGUUUUACGGUUGCAUAAUGAAGCACAGAGCAGUUCUGCGGUCGCAUAGUCGACCGCAGAAUGGCAUCCGAAAUCGGCCCGCACUUGCCUCACUUUACGGCCAUUAUGCGCUAGAUGUGAAUAAUGCCUUCCUUCAUGGGGACCUCCAUGAAGAUGUAUAUAUGGAAGUGCCACAAGGCUUAGUAGUAGAUAGUGGAAAUCUGAAUACAUAUGAGUCAACAGUAUAUGUGGCAGUAUAUGUAGAUGAUGUGAUCCUAACAGGAACAAACAAAAAGGAGAUAGAGGAGUUGAAGGCAUUCCUACAUGAUAGCUUCAAGAUCAAAGACUUGGGUAAACUGCAUUAUUUUCUUGGGUUGGAGAUACUCUAUAAGGCAGAUGGAGUUAUAAUCUCACAAAGAAAGUUUGUGCUUGUUCUGAUAAAGGAGUACAACUGUAUGGAUUAUAGUAGCCUUCCCUCACCACUUGAUCCAACAGUGAAGUUGAAAGCUAAAGAGGAUACUACAUUAACUGAUCCUACCCAUUACAGGAAACUAAUUGGAAAGUUGAACUUUCUCACCAACACAAGGAUGGACAUAGCCUAUAGUAUACAACAUCUUAGCCAAUUCAUCGAAGAUACAAGAGAACCCCACUUGAAAUCAACCUUUCACUUGCUCAGAUACUUAAAGGGUGAUCCGACCAUGGGGAUCUUCAUGUCAUAUGAUCCAAACUGUAAUAUUAAGGCUUACUGUGACUCUGAUUGGGCUGCCUGCCUAGACUCAAGAAAGUUAGUGAGUGGAUACAUAAAUCUAUUAGGAAAUAUUCCUGUAUGCUGGAAAUCUAAGAAGUAG
Molecule: messenger RNA, 843 nt
Organism: Nicotiana tabacum (common tobacco)
Lineage: Eukaryota; Viridiplantae; Streptophyta; Magnoliopsida; Solanales; Solanaceae
Source: RefSeq, a predicted model, not a curated record